UUAUCACAAACGGUUUGCUCCGAUGACUACGAUGGAGGCUACAAGAACUCCAGCACCGAGGGCUACGGCGGCAGUGGCUACAAGAAGUCGAGCACCGACGACUAUGACAGUGGUAAGAACACCUCCAACACUGAUGACUAUGGCAGCGGUGGCUAUAACAAGCCCAGCAUGGACAACUACGACAGCGGCUACAACAAGUCCAGCACGAAUAACUACGACAGUGGCUACAACAAGUCCAGCAGCGAUGACUAUGGCCGCAGCGGCGGCUACAACAAGUCCGGCACCGAUGAGUAUACUACCGGGUCAGGCAGGAACAACUCCGACGACUACUAGUAACUAUCAAGAAAGGGAGUAAGUGUGUUCUUGAUCCUGAACGUAUCUGGGUACUACUGCUCAGUUCUAAAAGAAAUACUAUGUACCCUUUCUCAUAUUCGCAGGAUGGGAUUAUGUGUUAUAUAUGUAUAGUUGAUCCCAUCUUAAAGUCGAGUGUCGAGGUGAUCCUCAGUGUGUAAUAUGCUCCGGUGUGUGGAUGUACCAGUCUACGCCUUGCACUGUGCCUCGACAUGUACAAUAUGUAA
Phragmites australis (common reed) is the source of this 578-nucleotide messenger RNA. RefSeq names its product stress protein DDR48-like. The transcript has a single exon. The annotation marks the transcript as partial. The record is from RefSeq and is a predicted model, not a curated record. Lineage: Eukaryota; Viridiplantae; Streptophyta; Magnoliopsida; Poales; Poaceae.